AUGCGUUUCUCCGUCACUUCCGCUGUCACCAUCGUGACUGGUCUCACUGCCAGUGGAAGUGCAUUCAUGAUUGAUACCUUCGAUAGGCAGGACUGCGAUGGCCCAGUCCAAUCCGGAGUCAACAUCUUGGACAACGCCUGUGCGGCUUGGGCUGAAGGCUUCCGAUCUUUCAAGAUCACGGGCCGGGGCGGUAACCAUCAGAGAGCUCACUUUUUUGCCGCGGACAACUGCGGAAGUUUAACUGGGGCCAUUCGUUCCGGCUAUGUGGAUUCCACGGCCCACGGCUUCAAGAUUGGAGAGUGCUAUGAUUUCCACGGUGCAACUGCGAAUGUGAUUGCCUCCUACUACGGUUGA
Molecule: messenger RNA, 354 nt
Organism: Westerdykella ornata
Lineage: Eukaryota; Fungi; Ascomycota; Dothideomycetes; Pleosporales; Sporormiaceae
Exons: 1
Coding region: 1-354 (117 amino acids)
Source: RefSeq, a predicted model, not a curated record